CAAUCAUCGCAUCGCCAUCCAAUUGAGCGCGGCCGCAAGUUGGCUUCGACAGGGAGAAGCUCACAUCAGUCUGGAACGCGAAGCCUGUUGAGUCAUAACCACUUGCGCUUCUCGCCGCUAAUCGUGUAGCCGAUCCCGUCACGUUGAGCUGCAGCUUGGAAGUUCCAUACGAUGGUCCGCUCCACACAAAUCGCUCGCGUUUCUGAUGGGCUCCCGCUCGCACAGUCGGUCGAUGACGACCAGACUGAGAAAGACUUGUCUGAGUACAAGCAACAAGCAAAGCUCAUCUUUCGACGACUUGGGCCAAGCGCCGAACAACGGUGUAGCAUCGAGAGUGGGAAUUACACGCUACACUAUCUCAUGCAUCCACCGCCGUCAGAUCCAGCCUCUGUUGUCUAUUUGACAGUCGCAGAACGCUCGUACCCACGCAAGCUCGCUUUCUCCUACCUCGAUGAACUCUCCAAAGAAUUUGAGCGAAGUUAUGGAUCACAAGUCGCUGCGCGCAAUCUCCGACCCUAUGCAUUUGUAGCUUUCGAUACUUUCAUGCAACGUACGAAGCGCCUAUAUGCAGAUACGCGGACAGCGCAGACGGCAGCUUCAAGCAAUCUCGACAAGCUGAAUGAGGACUUGCAAGACGUGACGAGGAUCAUGACCAAGAACAUGGAGGAUCUGCUCUGGCGAGGAGACAGUCUGGACCAAAUGUCAUCCAUGUCCAGCUCACUACGAGACGAAUCGCUCAAAUACCGCAAGGCGGCGCGGCAGAUCAAUAUCGAUGCUAUGAUCCGCAAGUGGGCCCCAGUAGGCGCGGUGGGCAUUCUGUUUUUCUUCAUCAUCUACAUCAAGUUCUUCUAAUGAAGCAUUUGCAAUUUGCAUCGAGGUGCCACUUCUCCUGCAUAGGGGGUCUUACACCGCUUACUCGCGUACUCCUGCACAUCACAAAUUGCUGUCUGUGAGCGAGAUGGAUGCUCAUAAAAGGGCAUUUGCUAUGAAUGGCACGUACAGCCUAACUCGGGUUUGUUCUCUGGCAAGUUGUCUGGCCUCGCGCAUAUCGCUACACGUGUCCCUGGAACGAGCUUGUACCAAGGUAUCUUUGCAUGUCGCUUACGCCACUCGUUACGCAUGGUUAGCUUUACCGCAUCUCCCGCACUGGCUGCCCAGACAACCGAGGGACCAAGCUUUUGGACGCAUUAUUGCUUUCGCCUUCAUUGUGUUUCAUGUCUGGUGAGGCCGCCCGCUGCUGCGAAGAGAGCCGAUCGUAGACAUCCCGAGGCGUUGUGGGACUGUCUCCGACAGCACCCUGCGCGUCAUAGGGUGCUCAACGGUAGAAUGAACGAGAGGAAAUGUAAC
Molecule: messenger RNA, 1347 nt
Organism: Tilletiaria anomala UBC 951
Lineage: Eukaryota; Fungi; Basidiomycota; Exobasidiomycetes; Georgefischeriales; Tilletiariaceae
Product: putative SEC22-synaptobrevin
Exons: 4
Coding region: 172-852 (226 amino acids)
Biological process (GO): endoplasmic reticulum to Golgi vesicle-mediated transport; retrograde vesicle-mediated transport, Golgi to endoplasmic reticulum; vesicle fusion with Golgi apparatus
Cellular component (GO): ER to Golgi transport vesicle membrane; SNARE complex; endoplasmic reticulum-Golgi intermediate compartment
Molecular function (GO): SNAP receptor activity
Source: RefSeq, a predicted model, not a curated record